AUGCCCAUUGUUUCUUCUCCUCUUGAUCUUUCUUCAAAAUUGGUCGCCAAAUCAGAUUCUCUCCUCAUUGAUCCCAUAAUUUAUCGUCGAUUGAUUGGCAACCUCAACUAUUUAACUCACACUGGACUAGAUCUUUGUUUUGCCGUCUUGACCCUCAGUCAGUACAUGAAUCAACCAAGCAGCGAUCAUUUUUCAGCUGCAUUAAGAGUUCUUUGCUACCUUGCUGGCACUCCAAAUCAGGGUCUAUUCUUUUCUUCGUCCCCUUCCUUUGAACUCUUAGCCUUCUGUGAUGCCGACUGGGCAUCCUGUCGUGAUUCUCAUCGCUCCGUCAGUGGCUUCUUUAUCAGUCUUGGCGGAUCCCCAAUUUCUUGGAAGUUAAGAAACAAACUUCUGUUUCCUUGUCUUCCGCCGAAGCGGAAUAUAGAUCCAUGA
Molecule: messenger RNA, 432 nt
Organism: Capsicum annuum
Lineage: Eukaryota; Viridiplantae; Streptophyta; Magnoliopsida; Solanales; Solanaceae
Exons: 1
Coding region: 1-432 (143 amino acids)
Source: RefSeq, a predicted model, not a curated record